Molecule: messenger RNA, 654 nt
Organism: Lottia gigantea (owl limpet)
Lineage: Eukaryota; Metazoa; Mollusca; Gastropoda; Lottiidae
Exons: 5
Coding region: 1-654 (217 amino acids)
Molecular function (GO): scavenger receptor activity
Source: RefSeq, a predicted model, not a curated record
AUGCGCAUUACCAAAACUCUUAUUUCUUAUCUAAAUUUCAUCAAACUUGGGUUAUCAUAUUUCAAAGGAUUUUCUGUACAUAUUGAUAAUGAAUUAUGUUAUCAACAUACUGGUAAUUCAAACCCUACUAAUGAAUUCUCAAUAGAAUGUAGUAGAACUAUAACUGGUCGUUAUGUUAAUAUCAGUAAUAUUAGACCUGGUGAGAUUUAUCAUCAUUUCAGUUUAUGUGAAGUGGAAAUCUAUGUUUGUUCACGAGGAACGUAUGGUUCAGAAUGUAAUAAUUUCUGUCAUUGUUCUAACUAUGAUAAAUGUGAUGUUAAAACUGGUCAAUGUCCUAAUGGUUGUCAGAUAGGAUGGGAUGGUGAUAGCUGUAAUACAAAAUGUGAAGGAAGUUAUGGUGAGAAUUGUAAUAAACAAUGUUCAGAUAGAAACUGUCUAGAUCAAUCAUCUUGUAAUAAUAUAGAUGGUAAAUGUAUUGGUGAAUGUCAGGCUGGUUAUAGAUCAAUCGACUGUACACAACCUGAUGAAAGGAAAUUAAGUAGUUUGGAAUCUGGAGUUAUAGGAACAGUAAUUGGUAUUUUAGUUGGUUUUCUAAUAGGAGUUCUUGUUGAUCGGUGUUGGGUAACGAGGCUUUUAGCUUUUAAACGCCGUUAA